Messenger RNA from Klebsormidium nitens, 1106 nucleotides. The record is from the annotation of a GenBank genome assembly. NCBI's taxonomy places the organism in Eukaryota, Viridiplantae, Streptophyta, Klebsormidiophyceae, Klebsormidiales, Klebsormidiaceae.
AUGAUCUGGAUCAAACCUGAUACAGGUUCAAACUUUGUGAUUCUGUGGGCCAAUGUGCACUCCUACACUAUAGUCAGGAGACGUCAGGUGACAAGCAAGCGCCAAAGGGAAAUUGUGUCUGCUCCAAACGGCUCGGUGUGGAGUACUGAAACACUUUGCACCGACAUGGCGUCCGGUCCCCCGCCCCCUGGAUCCGAAGUCUACACCUCCGGUUACGAUGCCAAUCUGAUGAAGAUGCAAAUGGCCAAGACUCCAGAGGUCCAAGCAGCUUUUCUGCUGCCGUACCUGAAGCCAGGGCAAGCGCUUUUGGACUGCGGAUGCGGUCCGGGGGGGCUCUCUUUGGGGUUCGCAAGGCUGGUUUCUCCAGGGGGGAGAGUGCAUGGGAUCGACAGAGAAGCUGAAAUGGUGCAAAAGGCGAAUGAGAAUGCGGAGGCGGCUGGGCUUGCGGAUGUUGCGAAGUUUCAUCAGGCGAAUGCGUACAGCCUGCCUUUUGCUGACGCCACAUAUGACGUCGUCACCGGUUGGGGCCUGAUCCUGUACCUGAGUGACCCCCAGAAGGCCAUCCGGGAAAUGCUUCGCGUCCUCAAACCGGGGGGCGUAAUAGCGUUUCUGUCUGCGGACUGGGGGGGCUGUUUGUACACGCCCGAGACCCCCGGGGUGGUGGCAGCUAUGCAAUACUUCGAAAAGAUGAUGGCCAAGGACGGGGGCGACGCGCACUGCGGGCGGAAGCUGAAGCGGAUGAUCGCUGAAGCGGGCUUGGAGCCGUUACACGUGGGCUACCGGUACGAUCCAAACAUUAUCUCGCCGGACGUGGGAGCGGACUUUCUUGCAAAGCAUGUCACGGAGUCUGUGGAGAAGCAGGGGGCUCUAGAAAAGGGAUGGACCACGAAAGAGGAGGCCGAUGCCAUGCUGUCGGGGCUUGAGGAGUUCAAGUCGGACCCAGAUGCCGUCUUCGUCGUGUCCUUUUGUGAAGUCGCUGGUCGGAAGCCGGUCUGACUGCGUCAGCCUGGCAGGGUUGAAUAUCGCAGAUAGCUUAUGUACAAACGUUUCUGUACAUGUAUAUACGAUCUCGAUUGAAAAAUUCCUUUGAAGCUAGCAGUCCGCCG